This is a messenger RNA of Phanerochaete carnosa HHB-10118-sp, 2050 nucleotides long. RefSeq lists its product as uncharacterized. The record is from RefSeq and is a predicted model, not a curated record. Lineage: Eukaryota; Fungi; Basidiomycota; Agaricomycetes; Polyporales; Phanerochaetaceae. The transcript has 9 exons. Gene Ontology annotation, molecular function: methyltransferase activity. The annotation marks the transcript as partial.
GCCGCGUCUAUCACCCUUCUCAAUAGACCGUGACCAAUGCCGCAACUUUCCCACUGUGCAGACCAGCGAUCCGCUGAGGCGACGAGAGCGUCCGGGAGAUGCAGAGUGAUUAUAUCUCUGUGCGCCCUUUUUCCUCCUCGCGACGAUGCCCACUGCGUAUCGACCGAGGCGACGCGCAGACUCAGACCCCAGCAUCGUGAUUCCGCGGAGCCUCUGGCCGUUCAGCGCAGUCAAAACACCCGAGACCUCGCCGCAACUUGCGCAUGACCCCACAGCACCUGUAUCGCCCGAGGAGCCCGCAGAGCUUAAGCAGGAACUCCGCGAAUGGGACGCCAAGGAGACGAAGCGCAAGGCGUCCUCAUUGAACUAUGUGCACGGUUCGAAGCUCCACCAGCAGGACGCUCCAUGGCCCUUCGCGUUCAAUCGCGAGUUUCUCGAACUGUUGCGUUGUGCUUCUUUCUGUGAUAGAGCUUUCAAGAAUGGUAUUGACCAUGCCCUCGUUGAAGGCGUCAAGGGCAACCAGAUGUUUUUCGACUUUGGCUUCCAUAACGGACAGACUCCGACGCGAUGUUUGGAUCUAGGUACUACGUACGGCGAUUGGGUUAUUGACACUGCGAAGCAUCUACCACAAUGUACCUUUGUUGGCUUCGAUAUGGUCGACAUACAGAUACCCCUCAAGUACAUUGAACCGUCAAUAGCAAGCCGGGUUGAGUGGGUUCACGGCAACUUUUGCGAAUCUCCCCUACCUUUUAAAGACGAGGAGUUUGAUUAUAUACACGUGGAAAGUAUAGCUCAUGGAGUGCGGGAGCGAGACUGGGACAGUUUAUUCCAGGAACUUCACCGGAUUAUGAAGCCAGGGGGACGUAUCGAGCUCAUCCAGGCGGACGCUCGCUUUCCCGUUCUUCCGUCGUGGUUCACGACUCCAAUACACACGCAUUGCCUAAGAUAUGCAGGCGAACACGAAGACACAUCGGCGCUAGAGUUUCUACUCUCUGACCAGAACAAUGUGCGUUCACAUGCCUAUAUGCUCCUGGAGGAGUUAUUCUUCAUGGUCUUGGAGCGGAGGUGGAUUAACCCCAACCCUACCUCCAUUCUUCCUCUGUACUUUAACGCCACGUUCCGCCAUGUCAUCUCCCCGCCAAUCCUUCACUUCCCCAUGCCACCCCUCGCACCAUUACCACCAUUUCCACAGUGGGCUCUCAACCCAAUUGCUACGGGCAAGACCACAUCAGACCCUCUAGACGCCACACUGUAUUUUGUGCCAGUCUCUGAGCCGUUAGAGACGUCUGACAGCGAAUCCGUCCAAACAACGGUUACAGGCGGGUCCGAAAAGAACGAUUCUGCCCCGAUCAUGCCGCCCUUCUCAUCUGAUGUGGAUGUGCCUAGGAGUCCAGCGAAUUCGGCCAGCUUUCCUCAGCCGCCGCCGACUCCAGUCUCGCCACUUUUGAUUCAGAGGGCGUCGGCUAUUUUGGCAGAAGACGAUAUUGUCCGAUCACGCAGCGGUUCGAAUAGCUCGGUCCGAUCCACAGUGUCCGCAAUGUCCUCCACGUCGGGUGUCUCAAGCGCCUCGCCUACGACACGCACACCAUCGCACGGCGCACGGGUACGCUCCUCCGCGAUCCUGCAGACCGGGUCGACGACGCGGCUCGGCGGGGAUGACACGGCGGCGCUCUUCCGGAUGGACGUGAUCAGUUGUAUGGGGCCGGAGGUACUGUUCAUGCAUCUACGGCACGCGAGCCAGCUGGUGCUCGCGAUGCGCGAGGCGAUGUGGGAUGUCCUCCGCGAGUGCAUUGUCGCGAAGCGCCACGAGCUUGUGCACUUUGGAUUCGUGGAGAGCGAGCGCGAGCUCCAGGACGUGGAAGACCGGGUUCCUGAGUUCCGCAGGCUGUUCGACGGGCUCAUGAACCGGUACAAACAGGACAUGCACAUACGCCUGUCGGCAUGGCACUCGCUCAGCAAGAUGGGAUUUGCAUACCCGCGGCGGCAGAAGAUGAGCCAGGAGCAGCUUGCACGCGAAGAGGACCUGCGGAGCGCGCUGCUUGAGGCACGU